AACGAACUUCGCGCAAACAAUCAGUGUAACUGAAAUGUCUUUAACAUCACAUUGAUUUAAUAUAUUUCAGCUUAUUUUCUAACUUUUGCCUCCCGUGGAACGAAAAGCCCACAACCGGAAACGUAAAACUCCUCGUUGGGAUUUGUAGGAGAAAUGUCGUUUAAAGAACUACAAAAACAACUUUCGUCAAACUGCGAACCAACAAGUUGACUUGUAAUCUCGACUUUCGAACACUUCAAACGAAGUGAGAUAUGUAAGUUAAAUAUGAGCAGCUUCUUCAGCAGACACAGGCUCUGACAGCCUCCCCAGUAGCAGUCACCACGGCGGGAGACAUCAGGCCCAUCGUCUGCAGGGUGGUUAUCUACCUCCAGAGGGACAUGUCCGCAGAGGGCUGCCUCCACUCUCUGCAGACGGGGCCACUAGUACCUGUGUCGUCCAUCACCUGUCCCAAGACAAAGACCUGCAGCUACCGGGGGGCCGUUGGCCCCGGCAAUAAGUAUGUUCGGCUGAACGUCGGAGGCACCCUUUUCUAUUCCACCUUGCAAGUGCUCACUAAGCAGGACUCUUUGCUCAAGACCAUGUUCAGUGGCAAGAUGGAGGUGUUCACAGACAAGGAGGGCUGGAUCCUCAUUGACCGCUGUGGGAAACACUUUGGCGCCAUCCUGACUUACCUGCGGGAUGGCAGUGUCACCUUGCCCAAGAACCGGCAGGGCAUCAUGGAGCUGCAGGCCGAGGCCAAGUAUUACCUCAUCCAAGGCCUGGUGGACGUGUGCCAGAGAGCUCUCCAGGACAAUAAAGAGAAGGCUGUCUGUGUCAUCCCGGUCAUCACCUCGCCAAAAGAGGAGGAAAGACUAAUCCAAGGCUGCACCAAGCCUGUUGUGAAACUGCUCUACAAUCGAAGCAACAACAAAUAUUCUUACACAAGUAAUUCAGAUGACCAUCUCCUUAAAAACAUUGAGCUGUUUGAGAAGCUGUCCCUGAGCUACAACGGUCGCGUUCUCUUCCUGAAGGACGUGAUCGGUGAUGAGAUCUGCUGCUGGUCCUUCUAUGGACAGGGUCGCAAGCUGGCUGAAGUCUGCUGCACGUCCAUUGUCUACGCCACUGAGAAGAAGCACACCAAGGUGGAAUUCCCUGAGGCUCGCAUCUACGAGGAAACGUUGAACGCGCUGCUCUACGAGACGCUCCCGGUGCCAGACACCUCGCUCCUGGAAGCCACGCGCCGCCGGGCCCACUGCUGCUCCCACAGCGAGGACGACGAGGCCGUCGAGGUGAGGGAGCGCGUGCGCCGCAUCCACAUCAAGAGAUACAGCACCUACGACGACCGACCUCUGGGACACUAACGGCCCAAAAGAAGAACGGAAGCAGUGCCUUAAACUCUUUUACCUGUGCCUCCGUUGUCUUCACUAUGCCACUAAAAACUUACGACCGCAAACCCCAGCAAUCCAGAAUCAACUGUUAACUGGAAGGCCAGCAGGAGGUGAUUUCUGCUGUUGCUUGGGGUGCUGUUUUCAAAUCACUGUGAUCUUGUCAAUGUUUUUAUUUUAUCUUUUGACUUUUUGCUGAUAUUAUUCAAUGUGGGUAUUUUCAUCCACAAAACUGCACAAUGAUAUUGCAAUACAAUCCACAUAGCACACUAUACCUAAUAUGUCUAACUGUUAUAUGUCUGUCUCUAAUCAGGUGAGUGACUUCCGUCGUUGUUGUUCACCUAUGAGUGUCAAAUCAUGUACUCAUUGAGGAUUACCGUUCUACUUUUAUUUCAUUUUUUUUUUUUAUUAUUUUCAAUUCCAUAAUACAUCAUACACUAUGUUCAGAUAUAAUAGCCCCAGAGAUUCAAGAUGAAUUUUUGAAAGAACACAAAGAUGUGAACUAUGUGGAGUGGCACCUGAAUGUCCAAACUUCUGCCAAUACACAAAGACCAUGUCUAAAGGCUACUGUCAGAUUGGUUACCAUGUGAAAUUAGUGACUUACUGUGGAAUCUAAGAUUGUGUUUUACUUCAUAUUUAUUGUAGGUAGUGAAUAUGCAGUGGUUUUGGUCAUAGGGAUUUCAAUAAGGCUGACAUGCUGAAGUGAACUGGGCUCCCAUAAAUUACAAGACCAUGUUAAUGAAUUGCACAAUAAUAAUUAUUAUAAUAAUAAAGAAUUGCUACAAAA
Molecule: messenger RNA, 2151 nt
Organism: Alosa sapidissima (American shad)
Lineage: Eukaryota; Metazoa; Chordata; Actinopteri; Clupeiformes; Clupeidae
Gene: tnfaip1
Product: tumor necrosis factor, alpha-induced protein 1 (endothelial)
Exons: 7
Coding region: 378-1340 (320 amino acids)
Biological process (GO): protein homooligomerization; protein ubiquitination; negative regulation of Rho protein signal transduction
Cellular component (GO): Cul3-RING ubiquitin ligase complex
Molecular function (GO): protein binding; ubiquitin-protein transferase activity
Source: RefSeq, a predicted model, not a curated record